Molecule: messenger RNA, 2679 nt
Organism: Elgaria multicarinata webbii
Lineage: Eukaryota; Metazoa; Chordata; Lepidosauria; Squamata; Anguidae
Gene: TRAPPC14
Product: trafficking protein particle complex subunit 14
Exons: 11
Coding region: 129-1865 (578 amino acids)
Biological process (GO): cilium assembly
Cellular component (GO): TRAPPII protein complex
Molecular function (GO): alpha-tubulin binding
Source: RefSeq, a predicted model, not a curated record
UGCCCCCCUCCGCAGCACCUCUCGAAUCGACCCCCAGAUUCAUCCCUCCCACCUCUGAUCGAUCCCCUGCCAGCGCCCCACCACCACCACACACACACACGGCCCCCCUGGAGCUCCCCUUCGCAGCCAUGGAGUCCCAAUGCGACUACUUCAUGUACUUUCCGGCGGUGCCCUUCCCGGGCCGGGAGGUGCUGCUGGGGGAGCCGGGCCGGUACCGGGCCCUCCCGCGGAGGAACCACCUUUACCUAGGCGAGACGGUCCGCUUCCUGCUGGUGCUGCGCUGCCGCUCCGGAGGUGCAGGGGGGUCCCGUCCCCCAUGGGGAGAGCUGGCGGGCUCCCUCUCCGCCCUGGCCAGCGUCAGCCCUGGGGGCAGCCCAGCCGGGGACGAUGAGGGGGCGGCGCCCCUGGGGGCGGACACAGAGGAAGACCUGGGAGAAAGGGAGGCCUCUACCGCAGGCGGCGGGAGCCUCUUCCGGGACUGCCGGGCCCUGCUGACCCAUGGACACGGACCUCCAGCGAGACCUGCCGCAGGGGUGCCCAUCGAAGAGCCCAUCGUCUCCACCGACGAGGUGAUCUUCCCCCUCACCAUUUCCUUGGACAAAUUGCCCCCCAGCACCCUUAAAGCCAAGAUUGUGGUGACAGUGUGGAAGCGAGAUCAAGAGAAAGCAGAGGUGCGGGAACGGGGCUACCUUAGCAUCCUGCAGGAUCGAGCCCCUUCCCAGACCUUCCGGGAGGAGCAGGGGGCCUUCAAGGCACAAGUGAGCACCAUACUGACCGUGCUGCCUCCGCCGGAGCUGAAGUGCCAGCAGCUCAACGUCUCAGGGAAAUACUUGACGGUACUGAAAGUUUUGAAUGCAGCCUCCCAGGAGGAGCUGUCCGUGUGGGACGUGCGGAUCCUUCCCAAUUUUAAUGCCAGUUAUCUUCCCAUGAUGCCUGAUGGGUCCGUCUUGCUAGUUGACGAUGUCUGCCACCAGUCAGGCGAAGUAUCCAUGGCCUCAUUCUGCCGUGUUUCCUCUGCAACCUCGACUUGCCCGUGCUCCCUCCGUGCUCUCGAGGAGCAGAACUUUCUCUUCCAGUUGCAGGCGCCGGAGCAGCCCCCUGACAGCACCAAGGAGGGCCUGGAGGUUCCUCUCAUCGCAGUGGUGCAGUGGUCGACCCACAAGCUGCCCUUCACCACCAGCAUCUACACACAUUACAGGCUGCCAAGCAUCCGCCUGGCCCGUCCCCGGUUUGUGAUGACAGCAGAGUGCGAGUCGCCCGUGGCCCUGCACCGCCGCUUCACCGUCACCUACACCCUCAUCAACAACCUGCAGGACUUCCUGGCUGUGCGCUUGGUGUGGACGCCUGAAAGUGCUGCUGCUGGCAAGAAGCUGUCCUCUGAGGAGCGGCGUGCCAUUCAGGCCACCCAGGAUGCCAUUGUCUGCCACACACCCCUGAACAACCUGGGGUUCUCCCGCAAGGGCAGCGCCCGCACGUUCCGUGUCACAUUCCAGGCUCUGCGCGCCGGCUUGUAUGAGCUCUCUCAGCACAUGAAGCUGAAGUUGCAGUUCACGGCGAGCGUCUCCAACCCACCCCCAGAGGCCCGGCCCAUCUCUCGCAAGAGCAGCCCCAGCAGCCCUGCCGUCCGAGAGUUGGUGGAGCGGCACCAGGCCAGCCUAGGCCGAUCCCAGAGCUUCUCCCAUCAGCAGCCGGCACGGGGGCACCUCAUGAGGUCAGGUAGCGUUAUGGAGCGCCGGGCCAUCACUCCCCCUGUGGGCUCUCCGGUGGGCCGCCCCCUUUACCUGCCCCCUGACAAAGCAGCUCUUUCCCUUGACAAAAUUGCCAAACGGGAGUGCAAAGUGCUGGUGAUUGCCCCUGUCACGUGACCGGGAGGAAAUCUCACCCCCUUUCCCCAUCCCCACAAUGGAGGUGCUGCGCAUCCUCCCGGGAAAGGGAAGUAUCCCUUCCCCUGGCAUUAUUUCCACCCCUCAUGGAAUGCCCCUUUGCUGCUGACCCCAUCACCCCUCCAGGCCACCAUGCGCUCCAAACAGGGUCACUCUUCUGCUGCACACAAGGGCACUACUGAACCUGGCAGGGGGCCUGCCCCCUCCCUUCCCUUACAAGAGGGGCUCAACGCUGUGCCCCCAGCAGUGCCAUCCUCCACUUCCACUGCAGCCCCUGUGCCUGUCUGUCCCUCCCUCCCUCCCUCUUUCCUUUGGGUUUGGAACAGAAAGGAAGAAGCUCCUUGCCCCCCCCUUUAGCAGCGGGAAGGGGGUGGGUCUCCCCCUCUUUGCUCCCCCCCUCCCCAUUGUCUCAAGGCACAAAGAGCAACUUCUGCUGCUGCUACAGCUUGGAGGCUUUGAAUGCUGGACUACUGUGCUGCCCCCUGCUGGAAGAGAAGCACCUUCACUGCCGCUGGAGGUCCUGGGCGGAUUUCACUUCACACUGGAUUGUGCCACUUCGUAUGACUGGGAAGGGAAUUGGAUUCCUGCCCCCCGGGCUGGGCACACAGCCGCCCCGCUGGAAGCUGUGCCAUCAAUGCAGGGGUGAGCAGGGCAAGUCUCUGGCCGGCCACUUCGCUAACCCACCCCAGUUGCACUUUAUCUACUUUUUGUUAUUUAUAUUUUUUUAUUUGCCUCCAACAAGCUCCAACUGUUUGUGUGAAUGUAUGUUUGUGAAUAAACUGUGCUGGCUGGAACA